AUGUACUUUGCUAGGGCUUAUAUUGCGUAUGCCUUUGUUCUCUUUGCUUCCCUACAGCUUACCUUAUCCUCUCGGAUUUUAAACCCUCGAAUUGAUGAACCGAGCAGCAAACUCGUCGGAAAUCCACACAUUCCUCGCCGUGUCAACCCCGUCGCUUUGGCAGAGCCCGGAAAGAGGAGUUUGUCGACUAGGUACGACCGCUUUCUGAAGAGGACUACUUCGGCAUCGCAUUCCUUGCAUGUCUCUCGGGGUUAUGCGAAGUUGUCAACUAAGAAAUCUUCGGGACCUACAAUCCGGGCCAACAAGUGGAACGAGAAGAGAAACGAGUCCACUGCAGACAGUCAUUAUGGUAAAAACCUUUGA
Molecule: messenger RNA, 363 nt
Organism: Puccinia graminis f. sp. tritici CRL 75-36-700-3
Lineage: Eukaryota; Fungi; Basidiomycota; Pucciniomycetes; Pucciniales; Pucciniaceae
Exons: 3
Coding region: 1-363 (120 amino acids)
Source: RefSeq, a predicted model, not a curated record